Messenger RNA from Tympanuchus pallidicinctus (lesser prairie-chicken), 2521 nucleotides. RefSeq names its product family with sequence similarity 228 member B (gene FAM228B). The coding region runs from base 1677 to 2495 and encodes 272 amino acids. NCBI's taxonomy places the organism in Eukaryota, Metazoa, Chordata, Aves, Galliformes, Phasianidae. The record is from RefSeq and is a predicted model, not a curated record. The transcript is spliced from 8 exons.
CCCUGGCUCUACUCGGCUGUGGCGGCGCUGAGGUACCCGAGUCAGGGGCUGCUUCGGAGCGGUCAUCGUUGGGUCCUUCGAUAGGUUUGGGAGGAAAGCCUUUCUGAGAACUUCACAGGGUUUGAAAGUCCUCAUUCCGGUGUGUUUUAAUACGUAAAAGUUUUAGUAUAGCAGUAUAAAGUGUUUCUCUUCUGAGGGGAAAAAGGAGAGGAAACCAUGAACGUGCAAAUCCUCUUCUGUGUGAGGAUUUGACCUGUGUAUGCAAACAACACAAAUAAUCUUACUUUACCACAUUCAAGAGGAAUAAAAAGCAGUUGUUUGUCAGGCAGUAAUUUGAAUUCUUAAUUCUCUGCAUUCCUUUACACAGUCAGCAGAUUUCAGUGCGUUGCUAACAAGUGUAUGUAUGGUUUUUAUAACAUGGAUAUCCAAUGUGUUGUGACUGGAGUUGAUCUUGAGGGUUUAGUUCCAACCUAGAUCGUUCCAUGACUGUGACCCUGCAGGGCAGCUUCUCUUAAAGGCUUUUGUCAGAAUGGGCUUUUGAGAGGACAGAGCCUCCCCUGUAAGGGAAUUUACUUUCUGCCACAGGAAUGAUUAAUCUGCCUUCUCAGUGUUUCUGCAAAACCGUGCUUGGGGAGUGUAUGGGAACUGCUGAGUCACGGCCUGAACCACUGAUUGAUCACCUGAGGCAAGUAAUGAGUCAGCCAGAGGAGCACAGGUGAAAGCAAUUCACCUGUGCUGCCGGAUGGGGUGUAGCCAGGCUCCACUCCUCCUAGCCCUAUUUAAGAGCUGGCUGCCAGUGGGGAAGGAUCUCUUUUGGAGAUCAGCUCUGCUGGAGUUUUGUAAGUGAGCCCAGGGUAGGGGUAAGCUUUCUAUCCAGUCUCUUUUUGUUAUCAUUAUCUGCUUUGCCAAACUCUCUUGUUUAUUUUGUAAUUAUAACAUCUUAAUAUUUGUUGAUUAUGCAGGGGAGCUGCUGUAUAUUUUAGCAGAGGGAAGAACGCUCUGCUCUACUGAACAGCACUCCUGAAGCAAGAGGAAAUUUAUUAUAUUAGUGGAAAAUGUUGGUGAUAAGCGGGUGGUUGGGCUGGAUGAUCUUAGAGGUCUUUUCCAACCUUGGUGAUACUAUGAUUCUAUGAAACAUACUGUUGCACGGAUAAUGGAGGAGAUGGCAUUUCCUGGCUUGAUCUCAGCGUUGGUGCUUUAGCGUAAGCUUCAUUUCUUAGAACUGGCUUUAAAAACCACUGAAAUGCAGCUAUCCCUAUUGUGGAAUGCAGUGGUUACUUAAAGGUAACUUUUAUGUAAUUGAGAAAGGCACGAAGGAAAGAAGUAAAAGUCACAAGGCAGAACCUGAUGACUCUGAAAUGUUUUCAAAGCUGGAAGCAUUCUGGAGUAAUUUGUGGUUCACUUUGUUCUUUAAAACAAAAUUUACCAUCCAUACAUUAGGAAGAUGAGAACAGACAGGUAGUGCCAGACUAUCUGCCUCUAAACGUGAUACUUUGUCUCCCUGCUUUUCACUUACAGUGAUACAAAAUGACGGUUGGUAUUUUUGGCAAUUAGAAUUCCUACGGAGCUUUGUUGCGUGUUUGUCUGGCAUUGUAGGACAACUAGCUUUUUGGUGUUUAUGGAACAGUUUCAUAUGGUUUGGAAUGUUUUAAUGCUUCUUGCAGCCUCCCCCUGCAAUGCAUACUGUGCGUAGCUCAGAGACUGCUCCCCAGGCUACAGGUCCACAACCUGCAGCAGAACUCUGUCAGCAUAAGCUGUACCAGAGGUGCUCCACAGCACCAGCAAGGAGCAACGCAGCAAAUACAUUUGAUUGCAGUAGAUUCUCUGGGAAGACAAAUACUAGCAGAUACUGCCUGAUACAGAAGGACUUCUAUCGCACGAAGGUGGCUCCUGAUGAUAGCAGAGACAUCAUCGCUUCUGCUCAGUCCAUCUUAGACAGAGAAAAUUACUUUGUGAGAGAGGUGGACAGGUAUUUGAGGCACCAGGAUUUCUUAAAUCUGAGAAAGAAGGAGAUCCUAUACAAGAAAUGGCUUGAGGAUGUUUCAGAGCCGCUGCUGUGGAAAAUUGAGGACAAAAUGGAUAGCCAGUCGAGAGAAGAAAUACAGAAGAGGAGGGAAGAACAACUGUCUCUCUAUUUAAACUACUGUAAAAAGAAGGGCUAUGUGGCUUUGGAAGCUUAUGACCCAUCAGAAUAUGACCCACUGUUCCUGAAGACGUGCACAGACUGCUGGAAGGUUUCAAUACCAGCUUUACAGGAUCCUCUGUUAAAAGCUGUUCAGAAAAAGUUUAUUGAGACAGGCAUCGUCAAACAGUGUGAGACAGGAAGACCAUGCUCUAUCAGAGAGCUGCAGGAACUGCCCCUGCUUCCCCUGGGCCGGCAGCGCAUGGAUGCGAUCGAGUGGCUGAAGGUUCCACACACCUACAUUGCUAGUGAGCUCCACAGAACAAAGAGUGACAAGAGCAUCAAAGCUCAGCUGGGAGCCGGAUGUCCUUGAAGCCGGCCCACUCUCUCCCCUGAGCC